This is a messenger RNA of Ustilaginoidea virens, 4569 nucleotides long. RefSeq lists its product as uncharacterized. Gene Ontology annotation, biological process: Golgi to endosome transport; Golgi to vacuole transport; protein targeting to vacuole. Gene Ontology annotation, molecular function: protein binding. NCBI's taxonomy places the organism in Eukaryota, Fungi, Ascomycota, Sordariomycetes, Hypocreales, Clavicipitaceae. The record is from RefSeq and is a predicted model, not a curated record. Gene Ontology annotation, cellular component: Golgi apparatus; membrane. Bases 1 to 4569 code for a protein of 1522 amino acids. The transcript is spliced from 2 exons.
AUGAGGCCGGGUGGCAAGGCUGCGGCGACAUGGCACAUGCUGCUAUCAUUCCUCUUGUGGACGGUAGCCCUUGCCAAGGUCGAACCAUCAAUCGCCGUCAACAAGUUCGACAACCCUCCCUGGAACCUGAACUAUUUCGAAGACAGCGAUGUCAUUGUCUUCGAGGACAAGGUGGAGGCCAAUGUAUAUCGAUCCACGAACGCAGGCGUCUCAUGGAAACGGGUAGACUCUGUGCCGGAGGGCCGUGUCUUAAGCCUCGUUAUGCAUCCUCACGACAAGAAGAGGGCCUACAUCCUGACCCCCAGCAAGACGCAAUAUCGAACCGAAGAUCGAGGCGAGACUUGGACCAAGUUCGACACCAAGGCCCUGCCGAGCAGGUUCCAACCCAACAUCCUCGUUUUCCAUGCAGGCGAUCCCGAUCGAAUAAUAUUAAACGCAAUGAACUGUGAUGGGAUCUUCUGCAGCGAGCGAGCCAUGUACACCAUUGACGGAUUCAAAACCACCAAAGGCCUCAGGGUCAACACCUCAGGCUGUCGGUGGGCCAAAGCAUCUGUCGAAUUCACCACUGGAGACAGUGACAAGGACAGGUCACGAGUCCUUUGCGUCGUCAGGGAAUCCCUCUCCUUCUUCAAUCAGGUGCAAAGACUGACCGUGUCCGAUUCCUUCUUUGCCGUCGUUGACAAGGAUUUUCAAGAGUUUGAGCCCAACAUCGACCAGAACAAAGGUGUUUCCGGCUCCCUUAAUCUUGCCGUGGUCAAGAAGCACCUGCUCAUCGCAACUGCGUCCCCACGAAGCGACGAGAUGUCCUUGUUUGUUACAGACGAUACCGUGAAAUGGCAUCGCGCCAUAUUCCCCAAGGAUGACAACCACGACCAUUCUCAUAGAAUCAACCAGGGCGCAUACACCGUCUUGGAAAGCACCAACUACAGCAUUCAGAUUGAUGUCAUGACUUCUCACCCCUCGCGACCCAUGGGCGUGCUCUUUUCGAGCAAUUCCAACGGCACCUAUUUUACCGAGAACAUUCCCUACACAAAUCGCAACACCAAGGGCAAUGUCGAUUUCGAGAAAAUCUCCGGCAUUCAGGGCAUAUUUCUCGUCAACACGGUCGAGAACGGCGCGGAAGUGGCAAAGGGACACAAGGAUAAGAUUGUUGUGACUCAAAUCACUUUCGACGACGGCAGGACGUUUUCCGAGAUCAAGUCUGGCGGUGAAAGACUGCACCUGCACUCCGUGACGGAGCUGGACAAUGUUGGUCGCGUCUUCUCCAGCCCUGCCCCCGGUUUGGUCAUGGGCAACGGAAACACGGGCAAAGCUCUGGGGAAGUUCAGGGAUGCCAGUCUGUAUGUGUCUGACAAUGCUGGUACGACGUGGAAGAAGGCGCUGGACGGACCCCAUAAAUACAGAUUCGGUGACUCCGGAUCCAUCUUGAUUGCUAUCAAGGAUUCUCCCAAGGCAGAUGUCAAGGAAUUCUCGUACUCACUUGACCACGGCGAUAACUGGAAAAGUGUGGCGUUGCCCAACGACCUAAGCAUCAAGCCGGACCUUUUGACGACUACUCAGGACUCCACAAGCCUCAAGUUCUUGCUCCUGGGCGAAAAGGAUCGAACCUACCACAUGGUGGCCAUUGAUUUUGAUGGCCUCAAAGAGCGAACCUGCGAGGAUAAGGACAUGGAAGAUUGGCAUGCGCGGGUGGACAAAGAUGGCCAACCCACCUGUCUCAUGGGUCACAAGCAAACCUAUCGCAGACGAAAGAAGACUGCAGACUGCUUCAUCAAGCAAGAGUUCAAGGAUCCUGUUCCCCAAACGGAGGACUGCGAAUGUGCCGAUGCCGAUUUCGAAUGCGACUACAACUUCCAGAGGGACCCUGAAGACCGCAAUAAGUGCAAGCAGGUCGGCCCUGUCCCCUCGCCAGAAGAGGUGUGCGAGAACAACCCCGAAGGAACAUUUGCUGGCUCUUCCGGAUGGAGGCUCAUACCCGGGAACACUUGCAAGAGAGCGAGCGGUAAACAAAAGGACGACAAGACGGAGCGAAAGUGCUCCGAGGGAGAGUCAACACCUCACCAGCCCCCUGCGACAGGCAAAGUCUCCGUUAAAGAGAAGACGUUUGACUUGAAGCUGAAGGGAUUCGACAAGAUCUACCUAGAAAAGAGCGAGGCUAGCUCCUCCACGGAUGAAACCGUCAUUGCGUGGCCGACCGGGAAGGUUUCGGAACGGGAGAAUCAGAUCUGGCUCUCUCAUGAUCACGGGAAGGAGUGGAAGCGGAUUCUCGAGGGAGAAGAAAUCCACGGCGUCUAUCCUCACCAGCAUUUCAACGACGUUGUUUUCUUCACGACGAAGACGGACAAGAUCAUAUACACCAUUGACCGCGGUCGCAGUUUCCACAGCUUCAAGGCUCCCGCCAAAGGAAAGGCGGGGGCCAUGCCUCUUGCGUUUCACCCGGACAAGAAGGACUGGCUUCUGUGGAUGGGGACGACGUGCGACAAGGUUGGAAAGGAAGAGACGUGUUUCGGCCAAGCCUGGGUGUCGACAAACCGCGGCGACGACUGGGAAAAACUCGGGCUGCGGGCGUACGCCGAGAAAUGCGAGUUCACGGGCAACUCGGCCUACAACUUCCGGCCGAUGAAGCAGAUUAUAUGCUUGGUGACUCGAGAGGAGCGACUGGACGCAAAGCUGACCAUCAAAACCAGCGACGACUUCUUCAAGGAUCACGACAAGGAGUUUACGUACGAUGGCGAAGUCGUCAACUUUGCCACGAUGAGCGAGUUUAUCGUUUUGAACGCCAAGGAUGCCGAAAGCGGCAUCGAGCGAGCGGUCGCCAGCCUCGACGGGAAAACUUUCGAGCCUGCCCAUUACCCGCACAACUUUCAUCAAGGACACCACGACCAGUACACUCUCCUGGACAGCUCCACCCACGCCAUCAACCUCUUUGUCCGCUCCGAGGCGGGCAAGGACCGCUCAUUCGGGUCCAUCAUCAAGAGCAACUCCAACGGGAGCUCGUACGUGCUCAGCGCAGCAAACGUCAACGCGAACGAGCAAAUGUACGUCGACUACGAGAAGGUUCCCGGGCUGGAAGGCGUGGCCUUGAUCAAUGUGGUGGCCAACGCGGACGGAAAGGAGAAGACGAAGGUUUUGCACACCAAGAUUUCCCACAACGACGGUUCCCAGUGGAGCUACCUCCCGCCUCCCGCCAAGGAUGUCGACGGCAAACCCUACCCUUGCAGCAGCUCCAGGGGAGACGGCCGCUGCGCGCUACACCUGCAUCACUACACGGAGCGUGAGGACAAGCGACGCACCUUUGCCGCGGACACUGCGGUGGGGUUCAUGCUGGGGGUCGGCAACGUCGGCCCGAGCCUGGGGGACAUCAAAGAGGCCGAUACGUUCAUGACGACUGACGGAGGCCUUACCUGGACAAACGUGAAGAAGGGCCAUUGGACGUGGCAGUUUGGCGAUCAGGGUUCCGUUGUGGUUCUCGUCCAGCGCGCCACGCCCAAGAAGUCAAUCAAGACCAAGACGGUCUCGUACUCGACCGACGAGGGCAAGUCAUGGAAGGAUCUGGACUUUUCGGAUCAAGAGCUGACCGUCCUCGACAUCACCACCUUGAGAUCGGGCACGUCUCGCAACUUUUUGCUGUGGUGCCGGAUGGGAGAUGGCAGGAUGGCUAGCUUCAACCUCGACUUUAGCGGGCUGGCGGACAAGGCGUGCGAGUUCAACAGGGACUCCGAGGCCGAAUCCGACUACACGCUGUGGACGCCCAAGCAUCCGCUGCAGAGCGACGAUUGCCUCUUUGGCCACAAGGCCAGGUACCUCCGAAAGAAGACGGACCGGCAGUGCUUCAACGACCAGAGCCUCAAACGCUUGAUCAAGCACGAAAACUGCGAGUGCAGACGAGAAGACUUUGAAUGUGCUUACAACUUUGAACUGUCGGACAACUCUGGACAGUGCGGCCUCGUCAAAGGCUUGGACCCCCUAUCCGGCAAGGAAUGGUGCGCCAAGAAUCCCAACGCAACGUCGUGGUUCGAGCCGACCGGCUACCGCCGCAUUCCCCUGUCGACAUGCGAAGGCGGCAAGGAGAUGGACAAGACGUCGCAAGAGCACCCGUGCCACGGCCACGAAGACGAGUUUGAGAGGAAGCACCGGACGUCGGGGGCGGCCGUGCUGCUGGCGGUGGUGGUGCCGUUUGCGGCGGCGGCGGCGGUCGGGUGGUACGUGCACCGCAACUGGGACGGCAAGUUUGGGCAGAUCCGGCUGGGCGAGACGUCGUCGACGUUUGACAGCGACCGCCCGUGGGUCAAGUAUCCGGUGGUGGCCGUGUCGGCGGUGGCGGCGGUCGUGGUGACUCUGCCGCUGGUCCUGGGCGGGCUCUGGCGGUGGGCCACGGGCUCGUACGACCGACUAACGGGGGGCGGCGACGGGGCCGGCGACGGGGCCGGCGGGCGGAGCUGGUUCUCGAGCGGUGCCAGACGACGCUUCACCACGAGGAGCAGCUUUGCGCGCGGGCAGGGCGAUUACGCCAUUGUGGAUGACGACGAGGGGGAGCUGCUAGGGGAGGACAGCGACGAGGACGUUUAG